Ceratitis capitata (Mediterranean fruit fly) is the source of this 3715-nucleotide messenger RNA. It is a transcript of the gene Sur-8, whose product is annotated as leucine-rich repeat protein soc-2 homolog. Bases 513 to 2351 code for a protein of 612 amino acids. Lineage: Eukaryota; Metazoa; Arthropoda; Insecta; Diptera; Tephritidae. The record is from RefSeq and is a predicted model, not a curated record. The transcript is spliced from 4 exons. Gene Ontology annotation, molecular function: protein phosphatase 1 binding.
CUUGGCUUUGCUAUGUUCUUAUCAUGGAACACCUCAGCAACCCUUCAUAAGGAGUGGAGAGAACGUCAGAAGAAACGUCAAAAUAUAAAAGAAUGCAAUUCCUUUAUAAGAAUACUAACAAAAAGGCGAAGUGUUUUAUUUAAAAAAAUCAGAUAAAAAUUUUGUGUGUUAAAUUAUUUUCAAUGUAUGAAAAAUGGCUUUUACAUAAACAUUGCGUAUUUUAUGUAAUGCGCUGUUGAGUCAUAACUGAUAUCUCUCUCGCAUGCAGACUUCGGUCACCGGGAAAUAGGAAAAAUUUCAUUCUGAAACAGAGUUCUUACUAAAUAUCAAACCAACACUCUAUUCUUUGUGUACCGCGCGUCUUGCAUAUAAACUCUGUUCAGCGGGAAAUAGAAUAAUUUGAUAUAUUUAAAAUACACAUAUCUACUGCACUUGAGAAGCUUUUUGGUUACGUACAUAGAAACAUAUUUGAGCAACACAUUUUAGAUAAGAACGUUACGCUGGAAAAAAUUAUGAACCUGUGUUCUUCUGCCGGAGCAAUAGCAUCAACAACUUCUCUGACUUCGGAGGAUACGGCCAUAGCGAAUAGUGCUAACAUUAGCGGUAGAAAUAUAGUUGGCGGAGUUUUGACUACACAUUGCUUUGGGAGUAAUAGCAGCAGUAGCUGCUCCGCAGCUAUAACGACGAGUCUCUCAAAUAAUCAGACACAUAGUGGCAGUGCCAGUGGCAGUGGCGCCAGCGGUAAUAAUUUUGGAAAUAACAACGAAAUGCCACCGGAAACGCGUCCGAAGAUGGUGACUGUUAAGCACCCAGAAUCAAAUAAACCCAAGCCAACGACCAAGAAAAGUAAACCAAUACAAGCAGACCAGGAUGUUGUUAAGGCUCUUCAACGCUGUCGGGAAGAAGGCAUAAAACGAUUGGAUUUAAGCAAGUCGUCCGUGACAGUUAUACCAACAUCGGUAAAGGAAUGUAUUCAUCUAACGGAACUAUAUUUAUAUAGCAACAAAAUCAGCCAAUUGCCUUCUGAAAUAGGAUGCCUAGUGAACUUAAAGACUCUAGCAUUAAAUGAGAACUCACUGACAUCCUUGCCAGAAUCGUUACAAAACUGUAAACAGCUUAAAGUGCUUGAUUUGCGUCAUAAUAAACUUGCAGAAAUUCCGGCGGUUAUUUAUCGUCUACGUUCACUUACAACAUUGUAUUUACGUUUUAACCGUAUUACCGCUGUGGCCAUUGAUAUACGCAAUCUAACAAAUUUAACUAUGCUGAGCUUACGUGAGAAUAAAAUAAGGGAAUUGGGACCCGCUAUUGGUGCAUUGGUGAAUUUGACUACACUCGAUGUAUCUCACAACCACCUUGAACAUUUGCCUGAGGAAAUUGGGAAGUGUGUGACUUUGAGCGCGCUUGAUUUGCAGCACAACGAACUAUUAGAUAUACCAGAGACUAUUGGAAACUUAAAAAGUUUGGUACGAUUAGGUUUGAGAUACAAUCGACUUACAAGUAUUCCUGCAUCAUUGAAGAACUGCAAGUUCAUGGACGAGUUUAAUGUAGAAGGCAAUGGUAUAACACAAUUACCUGAUGGACUUUUAGCUAGCCUUAAUGCGCUCACAAAUAUCACAUUAUCGCGUAACUCCUUCACUAGCUAUCCGACUGGUGGUCCUGCUCAAUUUACCAACGUCUACAGCAUCAAUCUGGAACAUAAUCGCAUCGACAAAAUACCAUAUGGAAUAUUUUCCCGUGCAAAAGGUCUCACAAAACUCAAUAUGAAAGAGAAUGUGCUUACAGCCCUACCACUCGAUAUCGGAACUUGGGUUAAUAUGGUCGAACUGAAUUUAGCAACAAACGCUCUACAAAAACUACCUGAUGACAUAAUGAACCUGCAAAAUCUUGAAAUUUUGGUGCUAUCCAAUAAUAUGCUAAAAAAAAUUCCAAAUACCAUAGGUAAUUUACGCAAAUUGCGUAUUCUUGACUUGGAGGAGAAUCGUAUCGAAGUACUCCCCAACGAAAUUGGACUAUUGCACGAAUUGCAAAAACUCAUAUUACAAACUAAUCAGAUAUCGAUACUUCCACGUAGUAUUGGCCAUCUCAGCAAUCUCACGCAUCUAUCAGUGAGCGAAAACAAUUUACAGUACCUGCCCGAAGAGAUUGGUUCAUUGGAGAACCUUGAAAACCUAUAUAUCAAUCAAAAUCCUUGUUUAGAAAAGCUGCCAUAUGAACUGGCACUAUGUCAGAACUUGAAAUACUUAAAUAUAGACAAAUGUCCCUUGAGUACCAUACCACCUGAAAUACAAGCCGGCGGCCCAUCAUUGGUUCUUCAAUGGCUGAAAAUGCACUCGCCCUACAGGCAGAUGUGAGUCAGUAGUUUUGGAGAUGUUACCGAUAGUGGUGGUACGCGAUGGCGCACAUUUUAUACAAGCAACGACUGCUACUUAGAGUUUGAACUGGAGGCGGAAGCGGAAAUACAACGACGCUAACAACGCCGCACUUGGAAAUGCACCAUUAUUUGAGAUCAUUUCUUGAACACGACCGAUGAUGCAUUUCCGAUAAUGUCAUCGUAAACACAAACUAUUAUUUAAAAUAUAAUUAAUUAAUUAUUAUAGUUACAUAAAUAAAAAUUAUACCAUAUUAUUUGCGCCGAAGGCCUAUGUGCAGGAUUGUGCUCAUAUAUUAGCGCACUAAUAAUUUUAUUAUUGAAACCUUUGUAAAAUAAAUAUAAUAAUAAUAAUAAUCAAAAAAAUUGUAAUACAAAAUAAUUAUAAUGACGAUAAUAAUUAUAACAAAUUUUCAUGUAACACAUAAUAAUGAUAAUUGUAUUAACAUAUAUGUAUGAACAUAAUUAUAUGUAUGUAUCUUAAAAAACGAAACUUGCAAACGACGAAUAUGACGAGUGGAGUUUAGCAUAUGCAACUCCCUCGCAUUAAUUAUAAAACGAAUUGAAAACAAUAUUUUCUGUUGUAAAAUUGUGUGAUGAAACAAAACAUAGCUUUAAAAAUGCUUCAGAAAUUGAAUGUUUAGUUGAUUGAAAAAUAUAUAUACAUACGUAAAUACACACCUAUACAUAGAACUAAAAAUGAUUAUGCAGAAAAAGUUAGGUUUUAUAAACACAAAAAAAAAAAAUAAUGAAAAAACAAAUUAACUAUCGCCCGUAUUCUUGAAUCUAUCGUAGUUUUGACCUUCGUAGAUGUUACAAAAAUGCGAUUCCUGAAUCCGAUUUAGCAAGAAAGUAAAUUUUAAACCUGUCUUUAGAUUAUGUUUCGAAUUUGUGUGGUGGAUAAGUCAGGUUCUGAAAUUGUGCUCUCGUGAUCGAUAACACGAUAGAUUCAAAAUAUGAGUGUUACAUAUAUGCCAUGUCUAUGUACAUAUGCUUGGAGUGUUAGAAUAUGUGUUACUCCUUCUUAAGAACACAUCAAAUCAUUCUGCUAAAUUCCGUUACAUUUUGGCAGGAAAAAUUUGAAGAAAGAAAAUCGUUCUCGAAAGCUUUUGGUUACGUGUGAAUAUAAAAUGGAUAGAAACUGCUAUUAAAAUGUAAAGUCAACCACGAAAUAAAAGUUUGUAUGUACGUAUUUAUUUUUAUGAACGGCCCAAAAUGCAGUAAAAAGGUAAUGCAGGACUAAAGAAACCAUAUUAUGUGUAUAAUUGUAAAUGUUUGAUGUAUGUUGUGUUCUGUACCACUAGUAUUUUAUAUACAUAAUAAAUAUUAUAUAAUAUUUAGUUGAAA